Messenger RNA from Dromaius novaehollandiae (emu), 1947 nucleotides. It is a transcript of the gene ZDHHC6, whose product is annotated as zinc finger DHHC-type palmitoyltransferase 6. The coding region runs from base 220 to 1458 and encodes 412 amino acids. Gene Ontology annotation, cellular component: Golgi apparatus. The record is from RefSeq and is a predicted model, not a curated record. The transcript is spliced from 11 exons. Gene Ontology annotation, biological process: protein palmitoylation. Gene Ontology annotation, molecular function: protein binding; palmitoyltransferase activity. NCBI's taxonomy places the organism in Eukaryota, Metazoa, Chordata, Aves, Casuariiformes, Dromaiidae.
GGGAGCUGUUUCCCGGAGGGCCGCUAUUGGCGGCGGACUGCCGGCCCGGCCCGGCUAGCCGGGGCGGGGCGCGUGCCCCGGAAGCGCUCGGCGCGCCGCGGGCUCGGCAUGGCAGUGCCCGGCCGCGGGUGAGGCGCUGAGCGGGGCGGCGGGAGCCAUGCGCGGCGGCAGCAGCAGCAGCGGCGGUGGCGGCGCGGCGCGAGCGCGGCGGUAGCGGCCAUGGGGGCGCCGGGCGGGCGGCGGGCGGCGGCGGCGCUGCGCGGGGCGCGGCGGCUGUGCCACUGGGGGCCGCUGGUGGCCCUGGCUGUGGUGGCCGUGUGCUCCGCCACCGCCCUGGCGGACGCCGCGCUCUGGUACUGGCCGCUGGACACCGCCGGCGGGAGCGUCCACUUCAUCGUGCUGCUCAACUGGACCGUCAUGAUCCUCUACAACUACUUCAACGCCAUGUUCGUCGGGCCCGGAUACGUCCCGCUGGGCUGGGCGCCGGAAAAAUCUCAGGAUUGCAUGUAUCUCCAAUACUGUAAAGUGUGCCAGUCUUACAAGGCACCACGUUCACACCACUGUCGAAAAUGUAACAGGUGUGUCAUGAAGAUGGAUCACCAUUGUCCUUGGAUCAACAACUGUUGUGGAUACCAGAAUCAUGCAUCUUUUACUCUGUUCCUCCUGUUAGCUCCACUGGGAUGCAUUCAUGCUUCUUUCAUAUUCGUUAUGACCAUGUACACUCAGCUUUAUAACAGAAUAUCUUUUGGGUGGAGUUCUGUAAAGAUUGACAUGAGUGCAGCCAAAAGAGACCCUCGACCUAUUAUUCCUUUUGGACUGUCUGCAUUUGCUGCAUCUUUAUUUGCCUUAGGACUGGCAUUAGGAACAACUAUUGCUGUUGGUAUGUUGUUUAUUAUCCAGAUGAAAGUCAUCUUGACAAAUAAAACUUCAAUCGAAUCCUGGAUUGAAGAAAAGGCCAAAGACAGAAUCCAAUACUACCAAACGGGUGAGACCUUUAUUUUUCCUUAUGACAUGGGAAGUAAGUGGAAAAACUUCAAGCAAGUGUUUACAUGGUCUGGGAUUCCUGAGGGAGAUGGCCUGGAUUGGCCAGUAAGAGAUGGCUGUCAUCAGUACAGUUUGACGAUAGAGCAACUGAAGCAGAAAGCAGACAAGCGAGUAAGAAGUGUGCGGUAUCAAGCAGUAGAAGACUACAGUGGUGUCUGCUGCCCUGUGACUAAAGGUGUUAAAACAUUCUUCACAACACCGUGCACUGAAGAACCUAGAAUUGCCCUGAGUAAAGGGGAUCUGAUUUUAGCCACGAGAGGCUUAAAACACUGGAUGUAUGGUGAGAAGAUUCUCGACUCAGCUGCUGAUGGUGGAAUAAGAGAACGAGGCUGGUUCCCUAGGAAAUGUGUGGAAAAAUGCCAAUAUGACUCUGAAAUGGAUCAACCAAUGGAUGGAGAGAAGAAAAGCAGAUAGCCUUCUCAUUUUUUUUUUUAAUUAAGAAUUGGAAAUUUUACUUUCAAACCACAAUCCUUUACUUGAAAUUUUCUGUAUAUUACUUUACACUUAUGCAAUGAAUAUGUUAAGACAGGGUUUUCUUUUCCUCACAGCUGAAAGGGUUGGAUAUGUCUGUGCCAUGAUUUGCAUACUUUUUUAACAAUAAAUAAUUGAAGAAGCCAUUCAAUGGAUUGCCUUCACGAUGCAACUUUUUCUUCCCAAGUCAGAUUUCUUUUCUUUUUGCUGUUUAAAUUGCAUUUUAUUGCAUACCAAGGGAUUAUAUUUUAGUUUUUCCACAACAGCAUCAGAUUGUGAUGCGUGCUAUUUAUCUUUUGUAUUUUCCUUUCUCCGAAGCUGCCCCCUGAAAACUAUAAAAUAAACCUCUAAUUCAAAUUCACAAUAAGAUUUGUUACCUGUGACUUUUAAUGAUGUGAAUUGUCCACCUCAAAUAAAUGAUACAUAUUCAUA